GGAGCCAACUUCAGUCGCGUAUAAGGCGGAUACCGCAGCAAACCGAAAUAGGAAAUCUUGGAGUUCGCAUCACACAAGCUAAUCAAAUGUCUGUAAUGGAAAUAUAGAAUAAAAUUGCCAUUACUUGAGAUUGCGAAGUGAGAGCUUCUGACAGUUCGGAGAAAGCGGAGAGGAUUAUUGUACUGUAAAGUUUUCAAUUAAUGUCCUUUAAAGUUGUCGUUAGAUUAGGACUGAAUUUCUGAAGUCAUUCUUUUAAUAUCUAGCGAGGCCCCGGCACGAACCAUCUGGCCUGGAUCAGCACAAAAAUGGAAGGAGGUACUUCUGAAAUGAGCCCCUCUGUGGGGUGUAAGAAGAGAGGAGCAGCUUCUGAAGUAAGCCCCUCUGAGGAAUAUAAAAGACAGAGAACUGAGGGUGUCCUGAUGGAGAGAGCAGACUCAGCUGCACCCAGCUGUAUUUCCAUGAAGAGUGACUGGUCAAUGGCGCCCCCAUUGCACUUCAGAGCGGGACCUUUUCCAACAUAUCAAAGAGACCAAAUGGGGGAAUGCAGUUCAUAUCUACCCGACAAACCAGAUUUAUCAUCCAUAUUGAAGUCACUUGAGGAAAAAGCUGUGAAGUUCCUGAAAGAUGAGCUGAAGAAGAUCACAAGAUAUCUAGAUCAGAAUUACCCAGAAUGUUCUGAGCCUCAGCUUGUGGAGAAGCCCAAUGACCUGGACAGUGAUGAUCAGGUGCAGAAGAUCUGUGGUAGAGAGGGAGCUCUGAAGAUCACACUAUACAUCCUGAGGACCAUGAAGCAAAAUGAUCUUGCUGACAUAUUGGAAAAGAGGGAACUUAUGUUUCAGUGUCAGCACAAAAUCAAAAGUAACCUGAAGACGAAAUCUGAGUGUGUAUUUGAAGGGAAAGCUAAGGAAGGACAGCCAACACUUCUCAGUGAGAUUUACACAGAACUCUAUAUAACUGAAGGAGGAACUGGAGGAGUCCAUGAUGAACAUGAAGUGACACAGAUUGAAACAACAUCCAGGAGACGGCUAACAGAAGAUACUACAGUCAACUGCAAUGAUAUAUUUAAACGCUUAUGUGGGUGUGUGACACCUAUCAGAACUGUACUCACUAAAGGAGUUGCAGGAAUUGGGAAAACAUUCUCUGUGCAGAAAUUUAUUCUAGACUGGGCAGAAGGAAAAGCAAACCAGGAUGUUCACUUCAUUUUUGCUCUUCCUUUCCGGGAUCUGAAUUUGAUUAAGGGUGAAUACAGUCUAAUUGAACUUCUUCAUCACUUUGUCCCAGAUCUGAAAUCAUUUGAAUCCACUGAGUUGUUUAGGUUCAAAGUCUUGUUUGUCUUUGAUGGCCUGGAUGAGUGUCGCCUUCCUCUAGAUUUUCAUAACAAUGAGAGCUGGUGUGAUGUAACAAAGAAAACAUCACUGGAUGUGUUGCUGACUAAUCUCAUUAAGGGGAAUCUGCUUCCAUCUGCUCUACUCUGGAUCACCUCCCGGCCAGCAGCAGCCAAUCAGAUACCUCCUGAGUGUGUCCACCAGGUGACAGAGAUACAAGGAUUCAAUGAUGCCCAGAAGGAGAAGUAUUUCAGGAAGAGAUUUAAUGAUCAGAGCCUGGCUAGCAAGAUUAUCAUACAUGUGAAAUCAUCAAGGAGCCUCUUCAUCAUGUGUCACAUACCUGUGUUCUGCUGGAUUUCAGCCACUGUUCUUGGGAGACUUUUUAGUGAAACUGACAGUGAAGAAAUCCCAAAGACUCUGACUGAAAUGUACACACAUUUCCUGAUAUUUCACACAAGUUUAAAAAAUGACAAGUACAUGAAAAAACAUGAAACCAAGCUCAAUAAAUCCUCUCCGUCUGACAAAAAAUUCCUUUUAAAACUUGGUAAACUGGCUUUUGACAACCUUGAGAAAGGCAAUUUCAUAUUUUAUGAGCAAGAUCUGAUAGAGAAUGACAUUGAUGUCACUGAAGCUUCAGUUUACUCUGGAGUGUGCACAGAAGUCUUUAAAGAAGAGUCUGGGUUGUAUCAGGAGAAGGUGUACUGCUUUGUACAUCUGAGCAUUCAGGAGUAUCUCGCUGCUUUAUACAUGUUUCUAUCAAACUCAUCAGCUGAUCUGCUGAAGACUACAGUGGAUGAGGCACUAACGAGCGAGAAUGGACACUGGGACCUCUACCUCCGCUUCCUCCUUGGCCUCUCAACAGACUCCAGUAAGACUCUGUUACAAAGCCUACUAGCACAGACUAGUACCAGCUCACAUAACACGAAGGAAAUAGCCCAAUACAUCAAGGAGAAAAUACUGGAGAAUUUGUCUCCAGAAAGGACCAUCAACCUGUUCCACUGUCUGAAUGAACUGAAUGACAAUUCUCUAGUAAACGAAGUACAAAGAUACCUGAAUUCAGGAAAAAAUUUUGUAGAACGCCUCUCACUUGCUCAGAGGUCAGCUCUGGCCUUUGUGUUACUGAUGUCAGACAAGGAGCUGGAUGUAUUCGAUAUGAAUAAAUUCAUCAGAUCCAAUGAAGAUCUUCGGCGGCUGCUUCCUGUGGUCAAGAAAUCUAGGACAGCUCUGCUGAACAGCUGUAGGCUCACAGAGAAAUGCUGUGAAGCACUGGCUUCAGUUUUUAGCUCAAAAUCCUCACACCUGAGAGAGCUGGACCUGAGUGACAAUGACCUGCAGGAUUCAGGAGUGAAGCUGCUCUCUGCUGGACUGGGGGAUUCACCCUGUAAACUGGAGAUACUGAGGCUGUCAGGCUGUAGAGUCACAGAAGAAGGCUGUUCUUCCCUGACUUCAGCUCUGAGGUCAAACCUCUCACACCUGAGAGAGCUGGAUCUGAGCUACAAUCACCCAGGAGACUCAGGAGUGAAGCUGCUCUCUGACGUACUGAAGGAUCCUGGCUGUAAGCUGGAGAAAGUGAAGCUGGACCAGUGUGAACUGACAGAGACAUGCUGUGAAGCAUUGGCCUCAGCUCUCAUGUCAAACCCCUCACACCUGAAAGAGCUGGGCCUGAGUGACAAUGACCUGCAGGAUUCAGGGGUGGAUCUGCUCUCUGCUGGACUGGGGGAUUCACACUGUAAACUGGAGAUACUGGGGUUGUCAGGCUGUAAAGUCACAGAGCGAGGCUGUUCUUCCCUGGCUUCAGCGCUGAGGUCAAACCCCUCACACCUAAGAGAGCUGGAUCUGAGCUACAAUCACCCAGGAGACUCAGGAGUGAAGCUGCUCUCUGCUCUACUGGAGGAUCCCAGCUGUAAACUGGAGAAGCUGAUUGUGGACCACAGUGGAGAAUGCAGGAUCAGACCACGGUUCCAGAAAUACUCCUGUCAGCUGACACUGGAUCCCAGCACAGCACACAGACUCCUGUCUCUGUCUGGGGGGAACAGAAAGGUGACAUGUGGGGCAGAGCAGCCAUAUCCUGAUCAUCCAGAGAGAUUUGACUCCUGGUACCAAGUUCUGUGUAGAGAGAGUCUGACUGGUCGCUGUUACUGGGAGACUGAAUGGAGUGGAGAUCGAGCUGAAAUAGGAGUAACUUAUAAAGGAAUCAAGAGGAAAGGAGACAGUGAUGACUGUUGGCUUGGGGUCAAUGACAAGUCAUGGAUUCUAUGCUGUUCUCUUCAUGAUUACUAUGUCCGGCACAAUAAUGAAUGGACUGUCAUACCCAUACAGCCCUCAGGUUCCCACAGAGUUGGGGUGUAUCUGGACUGGGAGGCUGGUACUCUGUCCUUCUACAGAGUCUCCCCUGAUGGACUGACCUUCCUGUACAGGUUCACCUCCUCAUUCACCGAACCCCUCUGUCCAGGGUUUUAUGUUUAUAAAAACUGUUCAGUGUCCCUUUGAGUACUGGGAUAGCUCAAUGUGUGCUGGAGGAAUCAUGAAGAACUGGGUUCAGCAAGCUGAACAAACAUGCAAAACAACUUUUUCUCUCAGCUUAAAAUGAAGAAAAUGUACACCUGAUGAGCAGGGGGCCUUUUCCCCUCCUGAAAUAUGCCUUCCCCAAGGCUACUUGCCAGGAUGUGGCCUGACCCAGAACUAAGGCAGCAAACAUCACUCACUGUUUUCAUGAAGGUGUGACAAACAUUCCCACAUCAUCUCAAAAUAUAAGUCUAUUUACUACUUAACAUCCCAGUAGGGCAUGAUUACGAACAUUUGUACUGUCAUCAAGUAGUUGUCUUGCAUGAUUAACAGUUAUUAUGCCUAUUUUUACACAAAUUCCCUCAAGGUAUGAGUCUGUUGCUGGUGUAAUUUAUCAUUGUAUCUGUCAAAUGCUCUAUAACUAUUAGUAAAACAAUUUGAUCAUCAUAAUCAGAAAAACACAAAAGUACCUGACAUACUUUACUUUUCUACAUAUGAAGUUUAGAAUAUUGUGAUAAUUAUUGUGAAAAUCUCUGAAAACAUUGUGAUUUGUGUUGGGGCAGCGUGUGGCUCAGUGGGCUAAGCCUCUAUGCCUGUGAUCAGAAGGUCACCUGUUUGAGCCCAGCUCAGCCUUGCCAUGUCUGCGGGUCCUUGAGCAAGACCCUUAACCUCCAGCUUCCUGGGUGCCACAACAGGUGGCUGCCCUUUGCAGCCAGCUUUCUCUCACCUACACACACAUACACACACAUGUAUACAAAACCUAGCAUCAAAAUUUAUUGUCAGCGUUUUCUAGUGUUAUGCCCUACGACAAAAAAGUGUAUUUUCAUAUAAUUUAUUUAUUAAAAUUUGAUUUUAGUGUGCAGUCCAUUCAAUUUGUUAGCUUUUUCAUGUUUUUUAUCUUUGUAAGGGCAAUUAUUUGGAUUAUAUUAUGACAUCAUUUGAUAUAAAAAAUAUUAUGAUUAAAUAUUUUGCCAUAUUACCUAGCCUUAGUGCACAGGGUAUUUGCACAUGGGAUGGAUAGAUUGAUGGCUGGAUGGAAUUUUAUUUUAAAGUUUUAUCAUUCAAGAAUCCAGACACAACAUAAAUCACUUCAUGCUGCUCUAUAUCCAGCUGUGUUCAUUAUGAGGAGGUGUCUGUACACACAAGGGACCAGUCAUCCUCAGCAGGGUCAUGCAAAAUUUAGAAUUUAUAAAAAGUAUAUAAGAAUUCCAUUCAUGAAUUAAAAUUUGAUUUGUAAUGACAGGAAUAAGAUUUAAUUUCAGUUAAAAAAAAAAAAACAAAACUGUGAUCUAGCAAAGCACAAAUAAUAAUACUUUAUGGAUCAGGGAUGGGCAACUGGUGGCUCACGGGCUGCAUCUGGCCCUCCCUACUCUUUUUCUUUGAAAUGAGUACUAGUGCAUCACGCUGCCUGACCACUAGGGGGAGUUGGAAAUGUAAAGCAUGUUUGUCUUUAGCGCUUUCUGUUUUCUGUUGUGCGUUGUAUUAUGUGAAUUUACAAUCUUUUGGUUAGACAUAAGCUUUGGUGGAAUUAUGGUGGCAAAACUAGACACUGUUCAAGCCUACUUAGACAACACUAAGUAUACCAAUGUAUUUGAGUUAUUUUCUGCUGAUUUAAGAUGUUCUGGAGCAUAACUGCAGAAAACUGUAGUGGUCAGUUGUAAAUACAAUAUAUUGUAUCACAAAAUAAAUACGAUUAUAACAGUUGCAGUACAAUUUUAUAUUACUUCCAUGUGCUGGGCCAGUACCAGGGUGGCUAUUCUGGAUAUAGAUGGAACUCCCCCGACUAGACAAAUCGGACUGGCCCCAUCAUAGCUGUUAAUAAAUUUUAUGGCCCAACUGAAGACUAAAGUUACCCAUCCCUGUUCUAGAUAGUGGAUGUAUACAGUGAGGCUGUAUACCAGUUGGUAAAGUGUAUUUUAUAUUUGCCUGAUUAUAAGGGAAAAAAAUAUCUGUAUUUUUAUCCUAUAAAUAUACAUUUAGCUUGUUGGUCCUCUAAGUUCUUUUCCAUAGACACAAAUACAUUGUUUUUGUAUAUUUAACUGUUUUUGUGCAUUACCUUUUGUGACGAUUCUGCAGUAGCUUCCUUCGUGAGUGUUCAUGGAUAGGGUUACUGACAGCAAAUGUUCACAUACUUUUCCUACACACAUAUAUGUGACAUCGGGUUAUUUUCUUCAGUAAAUAAAGGAACAAGAAUAAA
Molecule: messenger RNA, 6027 nt
Organism: Paramormyrops kingsleyae
Lineage: Eukaryota; Metazoa; Chordata; Actinopteri; Osteoglossiformes; Mormyridae
Source: RefSeq, a predicted model, not a curated record